Cladocopium goreaui is the source of this 450-nucleotide messenger RNA. NCBI's taxonomy places the organism in Eukaryota, Dinophyceae, Suessiales, Symbiodiniaceae. The record is from the annotation of a GenBank genome assembly.
AUGGCCAUUGCGCAACCUUUGGUGGACUCCUUGAGUUGCAUCGCCUUACAGCCGCAAUCGUUAACUUCACGUGACCGGGUCGUUGAGGCUCGAGACACUCUGCGGGAAGCUGCACGUGCCGCUGGCGUGUCACGGAGCACCGUGCUGAUCAAGGGUUUCUUCAUUUCCUUGGAGAUGACGGGAGAUCAGGAAUGUGAAAUGCAGUGGGUGGAUCCCUGCGGUUUGAGCGACGAGCCUGACUAUGCCACCGCGCCAGAAACCGUGAGCCUGGUGGAGGUGCUGGAGAUGGCCCACCAGGUGCGAUGGCGAGAAGUAGCGGAGAGGUCGGCUAUCCGACGACUGGUUCGGUUAGUACGUGCAUCAAGCACGGAGGCCGCCUGGAUGAAGCGUUACAACGCUAACCUUCAGGAAGCGGUGCGUCAAGCUGGAAGCCCUCUCUACCUCAGCUAA